AUGUGGGCCACGCAGUUAUCUUGGUCACUUGUUUUCUUAUCGGCCUCGUUGUGGAUGCAGGCCAUUAAUGCUCUUCCCAGUGCAUGGACAGGAUCCAAUUCUUCCUGGCCCAAAUCGCAACCGAGCAUCACCCGCGAUAUUGCCAUCAUCGGCGGUGGCUCUGCAGGAACGUAUGCCGCAAUUCGCCUGCGUCAGAUGAACUACAGUGUCGUCGUCAUCGAGAAGGAAGAUCAUUUGGGGGGACACGUCAACACUUACACCGAACCGACGACAGGAAUUGCCGCCGACUACGGAGUGUUAUACUUCGAGGAUGACCCCUGGGUCCGCGACUACUUUGCCUAUUUCCGCGUCCCGGUGGUCAAGGUCUCCGUCCUGGGGCAGGGUGUGAUGCGCCGGGUCGAUCUCCGAACCGGGGCCUCCGUGCCCCUCUCGGAUGGAACCACGCUCCCCGCGUUGGCGGCAUACGCGGCGCAGUUGAUGAAAUAUCCCUAUCUCAACACCGGGUUCAACCUUCCCGACCCCGUCCCAGAAGAACUCCUUCUCCCCUUCGGCGAGUUCAUCAGGAAAUACAACCUGGACGGGGCGGUGGACAUCAUUGCGCUGUUCAAUCAAGGUGUCGGGGAUCUGCUGCAGCAACUGACCCUCUACAUGAUGAAAUACUUCAGCCUGGGUGUGAUUCGGGAUGCGGUUGGAGGUUUCCUCCAGCCCGCCAGCCACAAUAAUAGUGAGCUCUAUGGUGCAGCACAGCGAGAGCUGGGGAAUGAUGUACUACUCAGUAGCACCGUCACAGCCACGCACCGUGAAGAGGAGGAGGGAGACGGGGAGGAGAACUGGGUCUACCUGCAGACGCGCACACCCGCCGGGGAGCAGACGAUCCAGGCCAAGAAGCUGAUCGUCGCCAUACAGCCCAAGCUGGAGAAUCUGGACGCCGUAGACCUCGACCCGACCGAAAGGAACCUCUUCGGCCAGUUCAACAACACCUGCUACUACACCUCCGUUGCUCAUGUGCCGGGACUCCCCGUCGGCAUGCUGGUUCUGAAUCGUGCCACGAAUACCCCAUACCAUAUCCCGCCGCAGCCCGCAGUCUAUACAAUGAGACCCACACAGUCCCCUAACCUGACCUCUAUUCUCUACGGCAGCGUAGAUCAUAUGAGUGAGGCAGAUGUCAAAGAGCACAUGACGCAGAGCGUGCUGCAACUGAGGCAUGCGGGUAUCCCGGUCCAGGCACCGGAGUUUGUCGCUUAUUCCGACCACUCCCCAUUCUUGUUGACCGUCUCAGCGGACGCGAUUCGCGGGGGCUUCUACCGGGACCUGAAUGCUCUGCAGGGCCAUCGCAAUACGUACUAUAUGUCUGCAUCGUUCAACACGCAUGAUUCAGCGCAGGUCUGGCGUUUCAUUGACGAGACGUUGAGGACCCAUUUCUCACAGUCGGAAGAAUGCACAAGAUCUUGA
This is a messenger RNA of Aspergillus japonicus CBS 114.51, 1452 nucleotides long. RefSeq names its product amine oxidase, flavin-containing superfamily. The coding region runs from base 1 to 1452 and encodes 483 amino acids. The transcript has a single exon. The record is from RefSeq and is a predicted model, not a curated record. Lineage: Eukaryota; Fungi; Ascomycota; Eurotiomycetes; Eurotiales; Aspergillaceae.